AUGGCGUUGAACAACUGCACGAUGAAUGGGUACUGCAUAGCACCGAAUGUGUGCAAAUGCUUCGAUGGAUGGCGACGGGAGGAUUGCUCGGAACCAACCUGCCUGUUGGUGAACAACUGCAGUUCGCACGGCAAAUGUGUUUCGCUCAAUGAAUGUGAAUGCGAGCCAAUGUACAGAGGUGCUGACUGCAGUGGUCAAGUCACCAAUUGUUCACUGACCGGAUGCAACAAUCACGGCUCCUGUACCGGCGGCAAGUGCGUCUGUGAAACCGGCUGGACAGGGCCGUUUUGCUCACAGGCCCUUUGCGAUCAGUUGAAUAAUUGCUCCGGUUCGGGUUCUUGUAUACGGCCUCAACUCUGUGAAUGCUUUCGAGGAUUUGUGGGCGACGACUGUUCCGUUUGUGAGGGCCCAGCUUGUGAUUUGUGUGGUGCUAAGUGUAUCCAUGGACGCUGCAAUCCGAAAACAAAGUAG
This is a messenger RNA of Gongylonema pulchrum, 471 nucleotides long. The record is from the annotation of a GenBank genome assembly. Lineage: Eukaryota; Metazoa; Nematoda; Chromadorea; Rhabditida; Gongylonematidae.